AUGUCCGACAUUACCAACUUCAUCACCGCCCUCGAGGCCGCUCAGAAGAAGGAGAAGUUCACCGCCGAGGUCCAGGAGGCCGCCGCCGGCAUUGACGUCGCCGCCCUCAAGGCCGCUGUCGCCGCGAGCCUCACCAUGGACGAGACCGACACCAUCUCUGAUGAGGCGCAGAAGACCGCGCUCCAGAAGGGCUUCGAGUUCGCCACCAAGGUCGUCAUGAUGCUGAAGACUGCCCCCGGCCCCUUCGAGAAGAAGGAUCUCUACGUCAACUUCAAGAUCGCCAAGGGCGAGGUCCUGGAGAAGCCUGGCAUGUUUGAUAUGGUGAAGAAGCAGCUCUACGGCGCGUGGGAGAAGGUCAAGCACUUCAGUCCCGAGAAGGCCCAGGCUCUCUACAUUGAGCACGUCAACGAGUUCAUCGGCAAGUACGGCAUCCGCGACGAGUAA
This is a messenger RNA of Penicillium canariense, 444 nucleotides long. Its product is annotated as acyl-CoA-binding domain-containing protein. Gene Ontology annotation, molecular function: fatty-acyl-CoA binding. The record is from RefSeq and is a predicted model, not a curated record. The transcript is spliced from 2 exons. Lineage: Eukaryota; Fungi; Ascomycota; Eurotiomycetes; Eurotiales; Aspergillaceae. Bases 1 to 444 code for a protein of 147 amino acids.